This is a messenger RNA of Olea europaea var. sylvestris, 1269 nucleotides long. RefSeq lists its product as uncharacterized. The transcript has 2 exons. Bases 1 to 1269 code for a protein of 422 amino acids. NCBI's taxonomy places the organism in Eukaryota, Viridiplantae, Streptophyta, Magnoliopsida, Lamiales, Oleaceae. The record is from RefSeq and is a predicted model, not a curated record.
AUGGCAAAAAUUGAAGAAGUAUGUGUUGUUCAGGCUUCGAAGUCUGCAGAUCAUGUCAAGAAUUCACCAACUAGGAUAGAGUUGUCUCCAUGGGAUCUACGGCUUCUAUUAGUAGAUUACAACCAAAAAGGUCUUCUUUUCCACAAACCAGAAACUCAACAAGUAGGAGGAGAAGGUUUGCUCCAUCACCUUAAAACAUCAUUUUCUCGCACACUAGAUUUCUUUCCCCUUCUUGCUGGUCGCCUUGGAAUUGAUAAAUUUGAGGACGAAACGGAGUGCUUUUUCAUUGAUUCCAAUAAUGUUGGAGCUCAAUUUACUCAUGCUAUUGUCCAUGGCCUUACUGUAAAUGAUAUUCUCGAGCCAAAAUACGUGCCUGAAAUUGUUUACUCCUUUUUCCCACUCAAUGGGAUUCUUAACUGUGAAGGAAUAUCCAACCCUUUGCUUUGGGUUCAGAUAACUGAGCUCAAAGAUGGGUAUUUCAUUGGUUGUAGCAUGAAUCAUUGUAUAGCUGAUGGGACAUCAUUUUGGCAUUUCUUCAAUUCUUGGUGUGAAAUCUCACGGGGAUCUGAUCAUCCAUCAAAACUUCUGAGUCUCGUACGUGGAGAGUUUUUUGAUGAAUUCAGUCGGCCCCUGUUGAAAGAGAGAGUAUUUAGUUUUAGUAAAGAGAACAUUGCUAAACUCAAAUCCAACGCCAAUGAUGAAGUUGGAAAAACAUCUAGUAUUUCUUCUCUACAAGCACUUUUGGUUCAUGUAUGGCGAUCUGUGAUACACUGUCGUCGAAUUGAUGAUGCAAACCAAAAGAUUACUUUCAUGGUACAUGUGAGUGCAAGAAAUCGGCUAUGUCCGCCUUUGCCGGAAGGUUAUUUUGGGAAUGCUAUUCAUGGAGGCGUCUUAGCGCGCACGCCAGAAGAGUUGGUAAGCCAUGGACUAGGUUGGACUGCCCAGAUACUGAACCAAAUUAUAGCUAAACAAACUCAUGAAGAAACAAGGAAUUUCUAUGAAGAAUGGAUAAAAAGCCCUCUGAUUGUGAAGAAGGACAAAUGGAGUAACAUUUUUAUCGUAGGCAGCUCACCCCGGUUCGACGUGUAUGGAAAUGAUUUCAGACGGGGAAAACCGGUGGCCGCGAGAAGUGGAUUGGGAAACAAAUUUGAUGGAAAGUUGACCGUAUUCCCGGGGCUCGAGGAAGGGAGUAUAGACAUUGAGUUUUGCCUCUCGCCCAACACUUUGCUACGGAGAAUGACGUGGAAUUCAUGCAAUUUGUUACCAUGA